Messenger RNA from Penicillium hordei, 204 nucleotides. RefSeq lists its product as uncharacterized. The transcript has a single exon. Bases 1 to 204 code for a protein of 67 amino acids. NCBI's taxonomy places the organism in Eukaryota, Fungi, Ascomycota, Eurotiomycetes, Eurotiales, Aspergillaceae. The record is from RefSeq and is a predicted model, not a curated record.
AUGAAGCUGCUAGGUGUCCCUGCCCAAAACGUGCCGGUUAUGCAGAAGACGGUUGGAAAUUUGGAUAGUGCCAAGUCAUUCGAAAUCAUUCACCGAACUAUCACUGCCUUCUUGGGAUUUGGGCUUCGUCAAGCAUCCCCGAGUCCGCUUGAGGAGGUCACUUCGCAGUAUCCGGAGGUAUCGGUCUUUGCGCGAGGUGGAUGA